Nicotiana attenuata is the source of this 1436-nucleotide messenger RNA. RefSeq names its product geranylgeranyl pyrophosphate synthase, chloroplastic-like. Gene Ontology annotation, biological process: isoprenoid biosynthetic process. The record is from RefSeq and is a predicted model, not a curated record. Bases 138 to 1238 code for a protein of 366 amino acids. The transcript has a single exon. NCBI's taxonomy places the organism in Eukaryota, Viridiplantae, Streptophyta, Magnoliopsida, Solanales, Solanaceae. Gene Ontology annotation, molecular function: geranylgeranyl diphosphate synthase activity.
CUCAUUCCCAUUUCCAUUAGAAAACAACCCCAUUACAGUCCAACUUCACCACCCAUUUAACGGUCCAUUUGCGCUACUCCGUUUCAGCUUCUUUAUACAUCUUUCACAGUAUUAUUUUAAGCUUAUUUUCUGCAAAAAUGAGAUCUAUGAAUCUUGUCGAUUCAUGGGCUGCUCAAGUUUGUUCAGUUUUCAAUCAAACCAUACCCAAUAAAACCUUCACUGGAUUCAUGAAAAUUCCUGUGAAAAACCCAAGUUUUUUGAAACAAAAAAGACCAUUUUCUGCUCUAAGUGUGUCAGCUAUUGCUACCAAAGAAGAUGAGAGAGUUAAGGAAGCUGGAACACAGAAGGAGCAAUUCAACUUCAAAACUUACGUAGCUGAAAAGGCUAUUUCUGUAAAUAAAGCUUUAGAUGAGGCUGUUAUAGUAAAAGACCCACCUGUGAUCUACGAAGCAAUGCGCUAUUCGCUUCUCGCCGGCGGUAAGAGAGUCCGGCCGAUGCUCUGCCUCGCCGCCUGCGAGCUAGUCGGCGGCGACCAAUCCAACGCUAUGCCGGCUGCUUGCGCCGUCGAGAUGAUCCACACUAUGUCCCUCAUUCACGACGAUUUACCUUGUAUGGAUAACGACGAUAUCCGCCGUGGAAAGCCGACGAACCAUAAAGUCUACGGCGAGGACGUGGCGGUCCUCGCCGGAGACUCGCUCCUUGCUUUCGCCUUCGAGUUCAUCGCCACUGCAACCGCCGGAGUUUCACCGUCGAGAAUCCUCGCCGCCAUCGGCGAACUGGCGAAAUCCAUCGGAACUGAAGGUUUAGUAGCUGGACAAGUAGCGGAUAUAGCUUGUACUGGUAACCCUAAUGUUGGACUCGACACACUCGAAUUCAUUCACAUACACAAAACGGCGGCGCUUCUAGAAGCUUCCGUAGUUCUCGGAGCAAUCCUCGGCGGCGGAACAGAUGAAGAAGUGGAGAAAUUGAGAAGAUUCGCGAGGUGUAUUGGAUUAUUGUUUCAAGUAGUGGAUGAUAUACUCGAUGUUACAAAGUCGUCGGAGGAGCUCGGAAAAACCGCCGGAAAAGAUUUGGUAGUGGAUAAAACGACGUAUCCAAAACUGCUGGGAUUGGAAAAGGCUAAGGAAUUUGCGGCGGAGCUCAACCGAGAUGCUAAACAACAGCUGGCGGAUUUUGAUCCACACAAAGCUGCUCCGUUGGUUGCCUUGGCAGAUUACAUUGCUUAUCGUGAAAAUUAGGAAAUUUAAUUUUUCUUAUAUUUUUCUUCGAGCUAUACGGUGUAAUUCGCGAAUCAAUUGAAUCAGAGCGUUUCCGUUAAUUAACUGUAGCUUCUUCAUUUUCACCCUGUGGUUUGAAUCAACCUUCGAAAGUGAAGGUGAUGUAUUAUUGGACUAAUUUCUAUCCUUAGAAGUUGGAAUGGCUCAUUUUUGACACCA